AUGGAUCUCUACGCGCUCUCUUCCUACCCUUCUUUUCUAACCCCAACCUCACCUUCUCACUCUCAACGGGGCCUCCAUUUCCCUCAUCACUCUCCACACACCCACAGGCUCACCCAGACGAAGAAAAGAUCAAGUGGGAUUUAUGCAUCAAUGUCAGAGAGUGGGGAGUAUUAUUCCCAGAGACCGCCAACUCCUCUUCUCGACACUGUAAACUAUCCAGUUCAUAUGAAAAAUCUCUCUACCAAGGAACUGAAGCAACUAGCGGAUGAACUGCGUUCUGAUGUUAUUUUCAGUGUUUCUAGAACUGGGGGGCAUUUGGGAUCAAGCCUUGGUGUGGUGGAACUCACUGUUGCCCUCCACUAUGUUUUCAAUGCCCCUAACGACAAGAUAUUGUGGGACGUUGGUCACCAGUCUUACCCACAUAAAAUACUCACUGGUAGGAGGGACAAGAUGCAUACCAUGAGGCAGACAAAUGGGUUAUCUGGGUUCACCAAGCGUUCUGAGAGUGAAUAUGAUUGUUUUGGCACUGGUCACAGCUCAACCACUAUUUCAGCGGGACUUGGAAUGGCUGUUGGGAGAGAUCUGAAGGGAAGAAAGAAUAACGUGGUUGCUGUUAUUGGUGAUGGUGCCAUGACAGCAGGGCAAGCAUAUGAAGCCAUGAACAAUGCUGGAUAUCUUGAUUCUGACAUGAUUGUUAUUCUGAAUGACAACAAACAGGUCUCUUUGCCCACUGCGACUCUUGAUGGACCCAUCCCACCUGUAGGAGCCUUGAGCAGUGCUCUCAGUAGAUUACAAUCAAAUAGGCCUCUAAGAGAAUUGAGAGAGGUCGCAAAGGGUGUUACUAAACGAAUUGGCGGUCCUAUGCAUGAAUUGGCUGCAAAAGUUGACGAGUAUGCUCGUGGCAUGAUCAGUGGUUCUGGAUCAACACUGUUUGAAGAGCUUGGACUCUACUAUAUUGGGCCUGUUGAUGGUCAUAACAUAGAUGAUCUUGUUGCCAUUCUUAAUGAAGUGAAAAGUACCAAAAUAACUGGUCCUGUACUGAUCCAUGUUAUCACUGAAAAAGGCCGCGGAUACCCAUACGCAGAAAAGGCAGCAGACAAGUACCAUGGAGUUACCAAGUUUGACCCACCAACUGGGAAGCAAUUCAAAUCCAAGGCUACAACUCAGUCUUACACCACAUACUUUGCAGAGGCCUUGAUUGCAGAAGCCGAAGCUGACAAAGACGUUGUUGCAAUCCAUGCUGCUAUGGGAGGUGGAACUGGAAUGAAUAUCUUUCAUCGCCGUUUCCCAUCAAGAUGCUUUGACGUGGGGAUAGCAGAACAGCAUGCUGUUACAUUUGCUGCGGGUUUGGCUUGUGAAGGUCUUAAGCCUUUCUGUGCGAUUUACUCAUCAUUCUUGCAGAGGGCAUAUGACCAGGUGGUGCAUGAUGUUGACUUACAGAAGCUGCCUGUAAGAUUUGCAAUGGACAGAGCUGGAUUGGUUGGAGCAGAUGGUCCCACACACUGUGGUUCCUUUGAUGUCACUUUUAUGGCAUGCCUCCCUAACAUGGUGGUCAUGGCUCCUUCUGACGAAGCCGAACUUUUCCACAUGGUUGCCACUGCAGCAGCCAUCAAUGACCGACCUAGUUGUUUCCGAUACCCAAGGGGAAACGGCAUUGGUGCUGAACUACCAACUGGAAAUAAAGGAACUCCUCUUGAGAUUGGGAAAGGAAGGAUACUAAUAGAAGGGGAAAGAGUGGCUCUUUUGGGCUACGGAUCGGCUGUUCAAAACUGUUUGGCUGCAGCUUCCUUAGUGGAACGUCAUGGCUUGCGCUUAACAGUUGCUGAUGCACGCUUCUGUAAGCCACUGGAUUGUUCACUGAUUCGCAGCCUGGCAAAAUCACAUGAGGUUUUGAUCACAGUAGAAGAAGGAUCUAUUGGAGGAUUUGGUUCUCACGUUGCUCAGUUCCUGGCCCUUGAUGGCCUUCUGGAUGGCAAAUUGAAGUGGAGGCCAAUAGUCCUUCCGGAUCGCUAUAUUGACCAUGGAUCACCCGCUGACCAAUUGUUUUCGGCCGGUCUUACACCAUCUCACAUAGCAGCAACAGUGUUCAAUAUACUUGGACAGACAAGAGAAGCACUAGAGGUCACCUCAUAAAACAACGGCUUCAAUUUUUUACUCCACACAAUGUACAGAGUAUAACAAUAUGAUUCACCUUGUUUAACAUGAAAAGGAUGUGUAAUGUUGUGAAAAUUUUAAGUGAAUAUCGCAGGUUGUCAUCAAUGAUCAAUAAUACUAUAACAUCUACCCAACCA
Messenger RNA from Vigna radiata var. radiata (mung bean), 2291 nucleotides. RefSeq names its product probable 1-deoxy-D-xylulose-5-phosphate synthase, chloroplastic. The record is from RefSeq and is a predicted model, not a curated record. Gene Ontology annotation, biological process: terpenoid biosynthetic process; chlorophyll biosynthetic process. Bases 1 to 2133 code for a protein of 710 amino acids. NCBI's taxonomy places the organism in Eukaryota, Viridiplantae, Streptophyta, Magnoliopsida, Fabales, Fabaceae. Gene Ontology annotation, cellular component: chloroplast. The transcript is spliced from 10 exons. Gene Ontology annotation, molecular function: 1-deoxy-D-xylulose-5-phosphate synthase activity.